GUAAGAGAUACUAGUCCUUCCCGUCACAAUGUUACUUUCAGUUUCCGAUAUAUUUUUUCAUUUCCUCGUAGAGACAUUAUAUCCCUCACACGCCGAGAUCGUGAUCACAGACGCAGGACUCCCCGGUCAUGGCUGACAGUAAGCACUUUGUGGACAGACAUCGGGAGGCUCUGAUAAGUCGGAUGUAUGCAGUAGAUGGUGUCUUAGAUGGUCUUCUGCAAGCGAAUCUGUUGGACGAUGAACAUUAUGACCGAGUGCGGUGCCAGAACACGUCGCAGGACAAGAUGAGAGAGCUGUACACUUAUAUACGAGGCUGGGGAAACAAAGACAAGGACACAUUAUUCAAUAUUCUACUAAACAAAAACAGGCCGCUCAUCCAAGACCUGCUGAGCCCAAACAAUGCUUAGAAAAAAUAGAACUAGGUCUGUUUAUAUGAGUAGAGAUGUGUUCCUGGGACCAACGUCUGAGUGAGAGGAGUCCAUCACAUGGGACCAUCGGCGACACAGAACCGUCUGUCCGAUUACCUUUCUAUCUGUUGUAGCCGAU
Molecule: messenger RNA, 546 nt
Organism: Rana temporaria (common frog)
Lineage: Eukaryota; Metazoa; Chordata; Amphibia; Anura; Ranidae
Product: apoptosis-associated speck-like protein containing a CARD
Exons: 2
Coding region: 129-407 (92 amino acids)
Biological process (GO): regulation of apoptotic process; innate immune response; inflammatory response
Source: RefSeq, a predicted model, not a curated record